AUGGACUUCGUGACUCCUAUUGGCGCUCCUUUCCGUGAUGCAGUCAGAGAUAAUCUUUCAAAGGUCACCGAAAUCAUAUCACCUUACGGUGCAACGAAAAUCCGGGUUGUUCCUGAGAUCCAACCACCUCGUGAAGACUGCGCCUGGCACGAAUUUAACCCCAACUACAAGCAAGAGAUGCGACCCUACGGCACAGAUGAAGCCAUUUUCAAAAUGGUCAUUCUUUUGGAUGGUAGCACCAAAAAGUCCUCCGCUCUCAACCACAAUCUGCCAGGUGUCACUACAUACCUGACUAACCUUGAAGACUUAUUUAAGCAACAUCCACAGAGGCCUACUUUGUUCAAGUCCCACGGGCGUAGAGACAAUAUUAUUGUCCUAAAGAAUAGAGAAAAGCUCAACCCAAUUCCACCUGAGCUGGUUGUUCAAAGUUACCACCGAGGUCUAAUAAUUGGCGGGUUUGGCGGAUCGCCAUUGCCGCGUGGUUUGCCUAUACUGAUCUGCGACAUUUGUGUAGCCGCCGAUGCUGGAAUUAUUGGCAGUCUCUCAUGCGUCCUGAGUUAA
Messenger RNA from Truncatella angustata, 561 nucleotides. RefSeq lists its product as uncharacterized. The transcript has a single exon. The record is from RefSeq and is a predicted model, not a curated record. Bases 1 to 561 code for a protein of 186 amino acids. Lineage: Eukaryota; Fungi; Ascomycota; Sordariomycetes; Amphisphaeriales; Sporocadaceae.